Molecule: messenger RNA, 552 nt
Organism: Sorex araneus (European shrew)
Lineage: Eukaryota; Metazoa; Chordata; Mammalia; Eulipotyphla; Soricidae
Gene: LITAFD
Product: LITAF domain containing
Exons: 5
Coding region: 1-552 (183 amino acids)
Biological process (GO): regulation of cytokine production
Molecular function (GO): zinc ion binding
Source: RefSeq, a predicted model, not a curated record
AUGGAGGCUCCCCCGGGCUCACAGCUGAGUGCGACUAAGCCGAAGGCCCAGGAGACCGCAGGCCCUGCAGGUGGGGGGACAGUGCCAGGGCUCCUGACACCCCAGAGCAGUGUCCUCAUGCGUGUCAGUGGCCUGCCCGGGAAGCCAGAGGCCAUCGAGGCUGAGCAGCUACAGACUGAAUCCCCCCGGAUCAACCAGCCACAGCAGUACCAGGCCUACGGCCCGCGGCACUCGCAGCGGCCCUCACAGGGACCCUCGUACACCUCGUACGGACAUGGCUCCAGGACGCGGCACAUAGGUACCUUCCGCAUUCUCCCCACGGUGGCUUCGUCCCUCCCCUUCAACACCACGUGUCCGUACUGCGGCAAUUAUAUCCUCACCGCCACCAGUGCCACCCCGGGCCUGCUCAACUGGCUGCUGUGUACCACCCUCUUCCUGAUAGGGUGCGUGCUGGGCUGCUGCCUAGUGCCGUUCUGCAUAGAGGAGUUGAUGGACGUGAGGCACAGGUGCCCCGUGUGCCGAAAGCAGAUCUACCGUUACCGUCGCCUGUGA